AAAGGGAAUUCUGGCCCAGAUUGUCAUGUCCGCAAAGACAUGACAACAGCCCACCAUGAUGGAGUGAACUACUUGGGGUGACUGGGUACAGACAAUAAGUUCAUGAAGCCAAGAGCCCCGUGUUUACAUGUGACAUCACCUAUGCUGUGUGUCUUCCAUAGGACCCAUCUGCACCACAGUGAAGGAUCACCCGGUCUUCCCCAAUUUCUGUUCUUUUGCAACUUACCGGUGUGUGAGCGGAGCUUACUUUGAAAUGCGGGUUCCUUGUCCAGAUGACCUCCUUCUGCUGAAAUCCCCUCCUAUACUUUCAGGGAUAUUGAAUGCUGUCCACAGUAAACACCUGAUAUCCUCUGAAAACAUGGCUCCUUCAGAAGGUCAAGUAAAUGAGCACGACAUAUCCAAUGGCCUGCACCCUCAUGUAGCUGGGCUAAACUGGCAGGGCAUUAAGACCUCUUCACCUCCCAUGGUAAACACAAAUGGGACAGCAAGUCAACUCCUGGAUUUUGAGAACAGCACUUUAGAAAAUCUGCAUCCGUAUUCCACGACGUUGGCUAAUCCAGAUGUUGUAAAUGAGUCGAGGAAGCAUUUCAUAGCAGGUCCUGAUGACUGGUCAGCCCAGCUCAAGAUGCAACCUGGUGUCCAGCAAACAAAUCUCGAUGACAUUCUCUUCCCUAGUGAACAUCCACCACCAAAUUUACAAGGGACACUCCCACUGAAUUACUUAAAUGAAGAAGCUGCUGAAGCAGAGGCAGCAGCUGUUGGAGAUACUCCUCCCAUAACAGAAGAGGAAGAAGAACCCUUGGACCUGACCUCAAACCCCAACAACACUCCAUUCUUGACCACACUUGCUGCAGUCAUCCCUGAUCCCAUGAAGGGAGAUUUGGUGGAUCUGAUUCACAGAAUGAAUCAAUCUGAUAUCAGCACACUACAAGAUGAGAUAACAAAGGCAGCCAAUGAGGGACGGACAGAUGAUGUGACAAAGCUCUCCAAGCAGCUCUACCAGGUGCUCUCUCAAACAAAUGGAACUGGGAAAUCUGGGAACGAGAAGCAGGAAAAAUAAAAAAAAGCCAAAAACACCAAAGACUAUAUGGUGAAAAAGAUCUUGUGGUUUGGUUGCUCUUCAUUUUGAGCCUCCAGAAGAUUAUGAAGCUCAUGUGUCACUAGAACGUUCAAAGAAUGGAAAGAAAUAUGAGCAGAAACUGAAAGGUGAGUAGUGGUUUGCCGGGAGACUGACAUGACAGGUACAAAUGGAACAAGAUAGGCCACAUUGAUAAGCACAGAGAAAUCAGGCAUGAGCGGUGUACCUCCAAUGGACUCCAAUCUCAUUGUACAUCUCAUACCACACUGCCUCAUCCCCAUUCCGUGAUUCCAAUUGUAAUGUCUGUUUGCUCUUCUAUUACCCAUACAUAGAUUGGUGACCACGUGGUUAACAGGUGCGUGAAUCAGCAAUCACAUGAUGGUCAAAAUGUUGAUUUAUCAUGCUUCAGUACCUUAUAUGAUUUAAUGGACUCCUUCACGAGUUAACUCUUUUCUUGCCACAAUUUAUACAAGCUGCAGAACACUACAUGACAGAAGAGCACAUUGGGUACCAGGUAGGUAAUCCUAUUUAAUAACCCGUUGAGGGCAAGCAAUGCCUUGGUCUCCCUGUCAGAAAGGGAAGAGGCAGAGGACAUGGGGUCACCAUCAUACGUUCUUCUAAAGGCAUUAAAGGAAGAGAUAUCACACCCAAAUCCUUCCCCUGUGCACCCAACACUUAACACAUAUGGCUGACACUCCUUACAACUAAAAGACAAGCAGCUGAGAUUUUGAUGUUGGAGUGUUCGGGUUUUGGGAUUCAUUUAUGAAUGUUUGGACCACACAAGCAUAAG
Messenger RNA from Erpetoichthys calabaricus (reedfish), 1868 nucleotides. RefSeq lists its product as uncharacterized. The transcript is spliced from 2 exons. Lineage: Eukaryota; Metazoa; Chordata; Cladistia; Polypteriformes; Polypteridae. Bases 254 to 1060 code for a protein of 268 amino acids. The record is from RefSeq and is a predicted model, not a curated record.